This is a messenger RNA of Arachis stenosperma, 690 nucleotides long. RefSeq names its product uric acid degradation bifunctional protein TTL-like. Bases 1 to 690 code for a protein of 229 amino acids. The transcript has 3 exons. Lineage: Eukaryota; Viridiplantae; Streptophyta; Magnoliopsida; Fabales; Fabaceae. Gene Ontology annotation, molecular function: carboxy-lyase activity. The record is from RefSeq and is a predicted model, not a curated record.
AUGGCAAUUCUAUCUGAGCAUGUUCAUACAUCAUUGCCCCAAAUCCCACAAUCUUGCAGCAAAUCUUCAAAUUGGAUUGCUAUGGAAGAAAGUGAGUUUCUUGAAUGCUGUGGAAGCAUCAAAUUCGCUAAGGAAAUGGCUUCUGCCUCUCCUUUCUCCUCGUUGCAACACGCACUCGAUGUUGCCUCUAAGGUUUGGUUUAAUAAGAUCAAUAUCCAUUCCUGGUUGGUGGCUCUCAAUGCUCACACGAAUAUCUCUGAAAAAGCACCCUUCUAUCGAGAAUCCUACGAUAGUGCUUCAUCCACUAGUAUGGAUUCUACUCUUAAGGAGAUAUAUGCAUUGAGCAUGCAGUAUCUGGUAAGGUUCGGUUUUCCAUACUUUAAGAAAGAUUCUGAUUGGGAUACUGAUGUUAUACUAAUGGAUUUGAAGAUGAGUGUUAAAAACAAGCCGGCAUGUGAGUUCCAUUGGGCAUGUCGAAAGCAAUUCAAUAUCAUAGAACGACAUAUUGCAAAGUUUUUUCAAAAGAGAGGAUAUGUUCGCUCUACAACUGAAUCGCCAAUAAUCCAAACUGCUGUAAAAGACUUUGAUCUGAACAAAAAGCCGUAUCCUAUAGAUGAUUUGGAUCCUAUUGCGCGUGACAAAGCUAGACAAUUUUGUGAAAUAUGGUAUCCAGGAGAAUACUAUGUUUGA